AUGACCGGAUCACUGGACGCGGCGAAUGCCGACGUUGUUACUCGAAUGGCGUUUAUAUUGGUGGCGUGCAGGAGCUUUACAGAGCCCGAUAGCGGCGCCGUGCUGUGCCACUUUGCCCCGAAGCAGAGUCGACGUUUUGGUCGAAGCGGUCCGCGGCAAUUGUACGCGCGGCACAUUAUUCACUCGUGGCGUUCGGUGCAAAAGCGGUUCGGCGUCGGCCGCGCGAGGCAUUCGCCGACGUCAGACAACAGACGGAAAGGAGGCGUGAGAGCCGGCGGAGUCGGGCGCGAUGCGAGAUUGUGUGCGCGCGCUCUAUUUUGGUCGCGGUGGCACACUCGGCGGCUAAUCGGCACGUCACGUGACGAGCGCCGGAAGGACGCGGGGCGCGGGAGGGGGCCGCGGGGCGCGGGCGGCGCGGCGUCGGAAUGCAGCCACCACCGCUCGAUGCACGGCCCGCCGAUUGAUCGGCCGGCCUGCCCUCGUCGCCGCUACUUAGCAUUCUAUUAUUCCACAGCAUUCGUAUUUGUGUUGGCCCCGCACGCGCGCGGAUUGCAGGCGAUCACCCACCCGCGCGCGCCUCACCCCGCCACCCCGCUCUCGAACGCCGUAAGUAAACAGUCUGGUGUUUAUCCGCGUCUCGCUCGCACCGAACGCGUCGCGUCGCGCCUCCGAGGUGCACUCGCUGUUCCUAUUAUUUUCGUGACGGGUAUUGCGCCGAAGCCGAUUCCCGCAUCCUCGCCCCAGCGGAGACGCGAGGUCCGGUCUCGCGGCGGAGGCGGCGGCGGCGACGGCCGCUCGCACAUCGCGCGCCACUCCACGCCCGAGGCUCACUGUCGCAUCGGUGCGCGCCUAAUGAAACGCCCGCGUUUCCGUCGUCGGCCCGCCGCGGACGUU
Messenger RNA from Iphiclides podalirius (scarce swallowtail), 894 nucleotides. The record is from the annotation of a GenBank genome assembly. NCBI's taxonomy places the organism in Eukaryota, Metazoa, Arthropoda, Insecta, Lepidoptera, Papilionidae.